AUGGUGACUGUACAACAAACCAAGUUUCUCAAGUCCGUGUUAACCAAGUUCGGAAUGGAUAACAGCAAGCCAGUGAAGACGCCUCAAGAUCCCGGCCUGAAGCUAACCAAGAACAUGUGUGAACAAGAAUGCAAGCACGAAGACACCAUGUGCAACGUGCCAUAUCGAAGUGCUGUCGGAGGCAUCAUGUAUCUCAUGGUCGCCACACGUCCGGAUCUAGCUGCUGCAGUGGGAUCAUUAUCCCAGUUCUCGUCCGACCCAUGCCCGACUCACUGGCAAGCUUUGAAGCGUGUGCUGAGAUACCUGCAAGCAACGCCCAAUCAUGGUCUUGAGUUUACACGUGAAGAAGGAAGCCGUAUCUGCGGGUACACCGACGCAGACUGGGCCGGCGACAUUGAGUCAAGACGAAGUACAAGCGGCUAUGUGUUCAUGAUGAGCGGAGGAUGCAUCAGCUGGAAAAGCCAGAAACAACGGACGGUCGCGCUAUCUUCAACAGAAGCAGAAUACAUGGCGCUUUCCGAAGCAACCAAAGAAGCAGUAUGGCUCAAAGUGCUUUUGGGGGAACUUGGUGAGAUGACAAGCGACGAAGCGAUCAAGAUGUAUGAAGACAACCAAGGAUCAAUCGCUCUCGCCAAGAACCCGGAGUUCCAUAAGAGAACAAAACACAUCGACAUACGCUACCAUUUUGUGCGUGAGAAGGUGGAAUCAGGUGAAGUCGUUUUGGAGUAUUGCCCGACUCAAGAUAUGCUGGCAGACAUGAUGACCAAGCCGAUCGCCGCUGUACAAUUUGAAAACAUUCGCGAUCGACUUGGGAUCCAAGGUGCCGCAGCUAACGAGUCGAGAGGGAGUGUUGAAAAGACAGCGGCUGUGAAGAAGACACCUCGUCAAGCUGCGUCAAGUGUUGAAGCAAGUGGAAGACCAAGCUUCGCUAUACCGGUGGGUACCGGUAUGUACCAGUAA
Peronospora matthiolae is the source of this 960-nucleotide messenger RNA. The record is from the annotation of a GenBank genome assembly. Lineage: Eukaryota; Oomycota; Peronosporomycetes; Peronosporales; Peronosporaceae.